This is a messenger RNA of Cajanus cajan (pigeon pea), 4152 nucleotides long. RefSeq names its product protein argonaute 10. The record is from RefSeq and is a predicted model, not a curated record. Gene Ontology annotation, molecular function: protein binding; RNA binding. Lineage: Eukaryota; Viridiplantae; Streptophyta; Magnoliopsida; Fabales; Fabaceae.
UUCUUUCUUCAUUCUCAUGCUCAUUGUCACUUGUUGCUUGCCGGGGUUUCACUUUUGUUUCGACUUUCUUUAACUUCAAGGCAUUUAAUGGAAAACAUAUUGCUCUAAAGCGUUAACAGCAUUCUCUCUCUCUUUUCUUAGUGAAAAUCUUUGACACAGUAAUUUUGUUUUCUUCUGCUUGGUUCUUUUCCUUUUCUCAAUUUCAUGGUAGUCCUGUUUAGUGAAGCUUUCAAAUUUGUCUACACAAUCCAUACAUUGUUCUGUUGUCUUUUUUAAAAGUGUGGCUAUGUAGCUGUAUAUGUUCGUCGUCUUGGUAAUUUUCAGUUUUUGAGACGCCUGUGGGAACUGGUUUUGUCUUCUGGCUAUUUCCAUUUUCUGAGUUUCUCGUAUGUCUAAUCAAAUUUUAUCAUUAAUUCUUCUCUUCCUUGCUCAAACUCAUUGGCUUCCUCACCGGACAUUCGUGUGUUUUUUUAUCUUUUGAUUUGAUUUUUUUUUUUGUCUUUUGCUGUGAUACCUCGUGUUGCACAGUUAAUGUUUUGUGCUGCAAAUUUGAACUGAGAUUUCCUUGUUUUAUGCCUUUUCAACUUUAAGCAGAAGGCAGAAGAUGUUGUCAAAAUUUACUUUUGUUUGCUUUAUUUUGCUCUAUGGACUUCUAUACUACCACCAUAACCACUUUUGGAUUUACUCGCUGAAACAAAGAUAUAACAAGCAAAAGGUAGAAGAGUGUGAAAUUGGUUUUUGCUGUGCAGCUUGUCAUCUUUGACAAGUGUGUUGUACUGUUGUUGUUUGUACACAUAAAUACUCAUCUACAAAGGCAACAUGCCUGUGAGGCAGAUGAAAGAUAGUUCCGAGCAACACCUUGUGAUCAAACCCCAUUUGCAGAAUCCUAUGAAUCCGGCCAAGAAGACAACGAAAGCUGCUCAAAACGGCAAAGAUCCACCACCCCAAGAAAACCAUAACCAAACUUUGUCUCACGCAAAGAACAAGGGAAGAAGAAGGGGGAGAGGUGGCAGAAAACCUGAUCAAGGAGAUGUUAUGAUGAGGCCUAGUUGCAGGCCAUGUACUGCGCCACUAACAAGUAGGGCAAAUGGGAAUGUUGAAAAUGGUUGCAUCACUGAUACUGGUUUUCCCACUUCAAGCAAGUCCUUGAACUUUGCUCGUAGACCUGGGUAUGGACAAGUUGGGACAAAAUGCAUUGUGAAGGCUAACCACUUCUUUGCAGAGUUACCAGACAAGGACUUGAACCAAUAUGAUGUUACUAUUACCCCAGAAGUGUCUUCUAGAACAGUAAACAGGUCCAUCAUAGCAGAACUUGUGAGGCUGUAUAAAGAAUCUGACUUGGGGAUGAGACUUCCAGCAUAUGAUGGCAGAAAAAGUCUGUACACAGCAGGGCAGCUUCCCUUUGCUUGGAGAGAAUUUAAAAUUAAGCUUGUAGAUGAAGAGGAUGGAGUUAAUGGCCCCAAAAGGGAACGAGAGUACAGGGUAGUGAUCAAGUUUGUUGCUCGGGCAAACUUGCAUCACCUGGGCCAGUUUCUAGCUGGUAAGCGUGCUGAUGCACCACAAGAGGCACUUCAAAUUCUUGACAUAGUACUAAGAGAGCUGUCAACUAAGAGGUAUUGCCCCAUUGGAAGGUCCUUCUUUUCACAUGAUAUUAGAACACCACAACGGCUUGGAGAGGGAUUACAGUCAUGGUGUGGAUUUUACCAGAGCAUAAGGCCUACACAAAUGGGCCUGUCCCUCAAUAUUGAUAUGGCAUCUGCUGCAUUUAUUGAGCCUCUUCCAGUAGUGGAAUUUGUUGGGCAGCUAUUAGGAAAAGAUGUGCUUUCAAGACCAUUGUCAGAUGCAGAUCGCAUUAAGAUUAAGAAAGCCCUUAGAGGAGUUAAAGUUGAAGUGACCCACAGAGGAAGUGUGAGAAGAAAAUAUCGUGUUUCGGGGUUGACUUCUCAACCAACAAGAGAACUUGUGUUUCCUGUUGAUGAGAACUCAACUAUGAAAUCAGUGGUUGAAUACUUCCAAGAGAUGUAUGGUUUCACUAUUCAAUACACUCACCUUCCUUGCCUUCAAGUAGGAAACCAAAAGAAGGCCAACUAUUUACCUAUGGAGGCAUGCAAAAUUGUUGAGGGGCAACGUUAUACAAAAAGAUUGAAUGAGAAGCAAAUUACUGCUCUGUUAAAAGUUACUUGCCAGAGACCUCGCGAUCGGGAAAAUGACAUUUUACGGACCAUUCAGCAUAAUGCUUAUGAUCAAGAUCCUUAUGCAAAGGAAUUUGGAAUUAAAAUCAGUGAAAAGCUAGCUUCCGUUGAAGCACGAAUUCUUCCUGCCCCUUGGCUUAAAUAUCACGAAAGUGGGAAAGAAAAGAACUGUUUACCCCAAGUUGGUCAGUGGAAUAUGAUGAACAAGAAAAUGAUUAAUGGAAUGACUGUUAGCCGGUGGGCAUGCAUAAAUUUUUCACGGAGUGUGCAAGAUAGUGUUGCUCGCACUUUUUGUAAUGAGCUUUCUCAAAUGUGUCAAGUAUCUGGCAUGGAAUUUAACCCAGAGCCUGUUAUCCCCAUAUACAAUGCCAAGCCUGAACAGGUGGGAAAAGCUUUGAAACAUGUUUACCAUGUUUCAGCGAGCAAAACUAAAGGAAAGGAGUUGGAGCUUUUGUUAGCAAUAUUGCCAGACAAUAAUGGAUCUCUCUAUGGUGAUCUCAAGCGUAUUUGUGAAACUGACCUUGGCUUAAUCUCACAAUGCUGUCUGACAAAGCAUGUCUUCAAAAUCACUAAACAGUACUUGGCUAAUGUGUCUCUGAAGAUCAAUGUAAAGAUGGGAGGUAGAAACACUGUACUUCUUGAUGCUGUAAGCUGCAGAAUACCAUUGGUUAGUGACAUACCAACCAUAAUUUUCGGAGCAGAUGUAACCCACCCUGAAAAUGGAGAAGACUCAAGCCCCUCAAUAGCAGCUGUAGUAGCAUCCCAGGACUGGCCUGAAGUGACAAAAUAUGCUGGUUUAGUGUGCGCCCAAGCUCACAGACAGGAACUUAUACAGGAUUUGUACAAAACAUGGCAUGACCCUGUUCGUGGCACAGUCAGUGGUGGCAUGAUCCGAGAUUUACUGGUUUCCUUUAGAAAGGCAACAGGACAAAAGCCUCUGCGGAUUAUAUUUUACAGGGAUGGUGUAAGUGAAGGACAAUUUUACCAAGUUUUACUCUAUGAGUUGGAUGCGAUUCGAAAGGCAUGUGCUUCCUUAGAACCAAACUACCAGCCUCCUGUAACUUUCAUAGUUGUGCAAAAAAGACACCAUACCCGGUUAUUCGCAAACAACUACAGGGACAGAAGCAGUACAGAUAGGAGUGGGAAUAUAUUGCCUGGGACUGUUGUUGAUUCCAAAAUCUGCCAUCCAACAGAAUUUGAUUUUUAUCUCUGCAGUCAUGCUGGCAUCCAGGGUACCAGUCGGCCGGCACAUUAUCAUGUUUUGUGGGAUGAAAACAACUUCACAGCAGAUGGAAUUCAGUCUUUGACAAACAAUCUGUGUUAUACAUAUGCCAGGUGUACGCGCUCGGUAUCUGUAGUUCCUCCAGCAUAUUAUGCACAUUUAGCAGCCUUUCGAGCCCGGUUCUAUAUGGAACCAGAUAUGCAAGAGAAUGGCUCUAAUGGUGAUGGUAAUGGUCAUAGUUCCAAAGGAACACGUGUAGCUGGAGAUUAUAGUGUCAAGCCAUUGCCAGACUUGAAAGAAAAUGUGAAGAGAGUAAUGUUUUACUGUUAGACUUCUAGGUAGGUAAGUGAAACGAUCAUGGAAUUCAAUGUUCACCUCACAUUACUUUGUACAUUAGUUGUGGUUCAUGCAUAGCAGCUAGGUUUCCCGUGAUAGAUGCAUGAUUACAGUUCUUUAGGCUUAGUUAGUUUUAGAAUGAAUUCCUACAAGUAUUAUUAGGUUUUAUAGAUGCUGUCAAAUUUGGCAUUGUAAAAAUAUUCUGUCAAUCAUUGUAGAAAAUUUUGCCAUAAGGCCUUUACAAAUGUUGAAGAGUAGAAAUUUCCUACUUCAUCUUUGCAAGGAGGGGAAGUUUUUCUAAUUAGUCUAAUUUGCAAAACAUUAAGUUAGCAUUCAUGAUUAUCAUGUACAAUAAAUAUAUACAUUAAGCCAGAGAAUAUUGGGAUACAAGUUAGUGUAACG